AGCCAGCCAGUUCGGCCGGGCCCUUGUGCCGCCAAGCCCCCCGCGCGCGUGGGACCGUCCUUCCGCCGCAGGCGGCGGGGCGAAGGUCCGCAUUCCCUCACCGGAAUGGCCUUUGAUGAUGCUGUGAAGCAGAAGGUCAAGGAUGCGUUCAAGUCGUGGGACUCGAACGGCGACGGCAUCAUCUCGAAGAACGAGAUGAAGGCGGUGCUGCUCAAGCUGCUGAACAAGCACACCUCGACCGUCACCGAGGCGCCGGUGAGCGCGGCCAUGGGCGGCGGCAGUCACCCCGUGCCGCGCGCGCCCCCGGCUCCCCACGUCCCUCGCCCUAUUGCACACCUCCUCUCUCUCUCUCUGUUUUUCCCCCUCCCAUUCAUUCUGUCGAAUUGGGCUUGCUGGGCACAGCAGGGCAGGUUUACGGAGCGUUCUGCUUCGAUGCUUUACGCCUCACGUGUGCGCUCUGCGGUUGACGGUCUAAAGAGCUCCCCACGGGACCAAGGGAUAAUGUUAGUGCGGGCCCUGAACGAAGCUCUGUUGCAUGGCGUUGCGGUCAGACAUGCCGCCCGACACGUGGCUGCUCAGCUUCUGCGGAAUGUAGUGCCUCAAGUGUUUCCCCUUGGUCAUUUUAGAAUUGGCGCGUCGUUCCCA
Prorocentrum cordatum is the source of this 645-nucleotide messenger RNA. The record is from the annotation of a GenBank genome assembly. NCBI's taxonomy places the organism in Eukaryota, Dinophyceae, Prorocentrales, Prorocentraceae.